Striga asiatica is the source of this 1721-nucleotide messenger RNA. The record is from the annotation of a GenBank genome assembly. Lineage: Eukaryota; Viridiplantae; Streptophyta; Magnoliopsida; Lamiales; Orobanchaceae.
GCAAAUCUUACAGAUAAUGAGAGACAAUUUUAAUAGAAAACAAUAUGUAAAAAUUAUUGAAAAAUUCUAUAAAAACUUAUAUUUUCUUUAGCUUUAAGAUUUAUUUUUUUUUCCCCAAUUUACACCUGUGUAAUACAUGGGUGCUGUAGCACUAGUAUCAUUUAUAUGUUGCCACACUUGCCAGUCAUGUUUAAUCAUUUGCCGUUCUCCCUCAUACCUGUUAAUAUUAUACUGUUGCUGCUUAAAACAAAGAAUGAAAAUGAGCGUGAGUCUCAUCAUAUUUGGUUCCAUUUAUGGUCUUUGUGUCCGGGAAGGGAAUAAUUUGAGCUAUAUCUUUAUGAAAGCAGCAAACUGCAAUUUUUAAACUUAUCUUAAGUUCAACUCCUAAAAGAAACAAUAUGAGCCAAGACAUAAGAUCUCUCUCAAAAUGUCUUGUAUUACUAUUUGUACCUGGGGCUUGAGCAACAAGAAAUUGUGCGAUCUUACUUCUCAUCACUGUGAAGAGUGGGCUGUGCAUAAAUUAUGCCUUAUAGCAUAUGUUAUGUUUUAUGUAUUUGUAAAUUAUCUGUUAAAGGAAAUAUUUAGUAGCUUGAUCCAUAUAUAACGUAUAAGAUGCUUAAGUUGGAAAAUUGAUACAACAUUGUCGAAUAGCUCUUGACAGCAUCUUAUAUCUGGCAAAGUGCGAUAUUUGAACUCUAAAUCACAUCAUGAAUUCUUAGUUAAUUAAGUAGUUUCUGCAAAAACCAUGUUACUUCAUAAAUACAUAGUGGACAAGCCAUCUUCUCUCUCCACUUGAAUAUCAAAUAACAUGUAUGUAGGGCAGGAAGAUCCUUCACAGGUUUUAGCCUUGGCGAGUGUAUGGAUUUUGAUUCUUGCUUUUGGAUCUUUGGCCUGCCUUGUGCCUAUAAUAUACACCAUCGCUCAAUCUUAUCAAGAUGGUUUCAACUCGGGAUUGCCUUACACUAAUCAAGCUUCUGCACUAGAAUCUCUUGCCACACUCAAUGCUACGCUCUUCAUGUUGUUUGGAUCCUUGAUUGGGUACCCAAUUGCAUCGGCCUCUGUUGGAGCACUUCAAGGACUCUGGAGGAAUGACUUGGUGGCACUGAAAGGGGCAUGCCCAAAUUGUGGUGAGGAGAAGGCCCAUAUUUUGCAGGUGUUUGCAUUUGUUAGAUCUGAUCGUUCUACUCACUCGCCACAUAGAGUGCAAUGUCAUGUAUGUGAGAGCUCCUUGGAAUUUCGGACAAAGGUUGAGGUACUCGAGUCUGCCCCACAAUCACCUGGUAGACGAUGGGUGUAUGGUCGCAUCUACUUAAUUCGGCCUAUGGGCAGACGUCAAAGAUGGGCUUAGGAAUGAUAUAUAUACUCUGCCUUUCCUUCAUUACCUGGAUCUUCUUGUACAGGGAGAUAUUCAAGUUAGAUGCUUUUCAGUUGACAAUAAACAGCAUCAGAUUUACCAUCUGGGGGCAUUUAUUUUAUUUUAUUUUGAUGGUCGGAUGUAUACUGUACAAGGAUCUGUAAAACCUUGUGGAAACACCAUCACUCUAACGAAUUGUUCUGUGUAUGUGUACAAAGUAACGCCACAAUGCACUCAAUUUCACCCUCAACAUAGGCAUGGAUUGAGUUGUGGUAUAGGUCUUAAAAAUAGUGUGCUGGUACUAUGCUACUUGUUAAUUGUCUCUCAUUUUGGGUAUUUAUUUCAUGAUGAAAUGCCUUGGCGGUCA